Molecule: messenger RNA, 1956 nt
Organism: Verticillium alfalfae VaMs.102
Lineage: Eukaryota; Fungi; Ascomycota; Sordariomycetes; Glomerellales; Plectosphaerellaceae
Exons: 2
Coding region: 1-1956 (651 amino acids)
Biological process (GO): SRP-dependent cotranslational protein targeting to membrane
Cellular component (GO): signal recognition particle, endoplasmic reticulum targeting
Molecular function (GO): 7S RNA binding; protein binding; ribosome binding
Source: RefSeq, a predicted model, not a curated record
AUGGCUGCCGACUCUGCCGCAAACCUCACAUCGCUCCUGCGUGCCUCUUCCAUUGACGACCACGAGGAAGUUCUUCGUGCCGCCAAUGCUGCUCUGAAAACCUCAAAGCUCGACACUGGCGCACAGCGCACCAGGGUUGUCGCUCUUCUGAAGCUCGACCGGUUUGAGGAUGCCAUGCGUGCCCUCAACGACGGCGGCGCCACGCUGGAGGCCGAUUGCCGGCUAGAGAAGGCCUAUGCUCUUUACAAGACGGGGAAGUUGGACGAUGCUGCUUCGCUUGCGGCAUCCACCACCGGACGCAGCUUCAGCCACGUUGCUGCGCAAGUCGCCUAUCGUGCUGAACGAUUCCAAGACGCGAGGCAACUGUACGACGAGCUAGCAUCCGACAAGGCCGCGGCUGCAGAUGAGGAGAGCGACCUGAGCAUCAACGUCCUGGCUACAGCUGCUCAGAGGGACUGGCAGUCGCAGGCCGCGCUGUCCAGCGGCGUCGUACAACCUCCCGUCGCUCCAGCCUUGGACACCUUUGAGCUCGCCUACAACCUGGCCUGCGGCUGCAUCGCCCGCGGAGAGCUUUCGAAAGCCUCGAGUCUCCUACAACGCGCCAGCCGUCUCUGUGAUGAGUCUGAUGACCUCUCUGAUGAGGAAAAGCGAGCAGAGAUGGCACCGAUUCUAAUUCAACAGGCAUAUGUGUAUUCGAGAUUGGGCAACAAUACCGAGGCUCUCAAGCUUCACCGCCAGCUGGAAGCUUCCGAGAUUAGCGACGCUGAAGCACGGCUCGUAGCAACGAACAACGCUUCCACGCUGGAUAACACCGCAAGCAACCCGUUCGCAGUCCAGCGUACUCUCGAGGCCAACCCAACCGUGUCAAAUGACGCCAAACUCUUUCACUAUCAGGAUAGUCGGCUACGACGGAACAAAUUGGCACUUGCCCUACGUGCACAGAAGUUCUCGGGUGUUGCUCGUCGAACGAAACACUCGAUUAGCGCAUCUUCACCAUCUUCGACGACCAGUUCCGAUGCAAAUGUUCUAUCGGUCAUCAACGUGGCUGCUCGUUCACUAGAGCAUAGCAGCCAAGUAUCGUUGCGUGAUAUCUUGCCUGCGGCAGAGCGACACCCUGCCGAUAUUGGCGUCUUGCUGACGGCAAUCCAGCUGCAUGUCCUUGCCAAAAAUUAUGAAGCCGCUGUGUCCCUUCUUGAAGCUCUCUUUACUCAAUUGGAAGAGCAGAAACAAGGAGAUGUCCGUUUCUCUGCCGGCCUUGUCGCCCUGGCCGUAUCUCUAUACCGAAACCAACGCCGGGCUGGUUGUGCGACUACUGAGUUGGCCAAGGCGAUAAAGUACUGGAACGAAAAGUCUGACACCCAGUCGGCCUCGCUUCUGCAAGGUGCUGGUGCAGAGCUCUUGAAGUCAACCGACGCCGAUGACUUGUCCGUCGCAGGUACUGCGUUCGAGAAGCUUUGUCAGCAGUCAACCGCGGAUCCCAUCGCCGUGGCUGGACUGAUUGCGUCCUUUGGAAAGCGGGACCGCUCUAAGGUUGAGCCCUACCUAGGUAGCUUACCUGCAGUUGAUGGACUUGUUGGCAAUGUCGAUGUCCAGCAGCUUGUUGAGGGUGGUGUGGCCGUGCUGCCCGCAGCGACAUCAUCCGCUAAGGAGCGAACUGCUGAAAAGUCCGGAGGUCAGAACAGCCGGCUGCAGAAGAAAAGAAAGAGAAAGCUUCCGAAGGACUUUGAGGAAGGGAAGAAGAUGGAUCCCGAACGCUGGCUUCCCUUGCGGGACCGCUCAUCCUAUCGACCUAAGGGCAAGAAGGGGAAGAAGAAGGCCAACGACAGUACGCAGGGCGGGUUCGUCAAGGAGGAGGAAACACUUGAGCUCGCGGGCGGCGCAGGCUCUGUCAAGGUUGAGAGAGCCCCCACGUCAUCGUCAUCGUCCAACAAAAAGAAGAAGAAGGGCAAGAAAUGA